Messenger RNA from Chenopodium quinoa (quinoa), 4185 nucleotides. RefSeq lists its product as uncharacterized. The record is from RefSeq and is a predicted model, not a curated record. The transcript is spliced from 10 exons. Gene Ontology annotation, molecular function: ATP binding; protein binding; protein kinase activity. NCBI's taxonomy places the organism in Eukaryota, Viridiplantae, Streptophyta, Magnoliopsida, Caryophyllales, Amaranthaceae. Gene Ontology annotation, biological process: protein phosphorylation; signal transduction. The coding region runs from base 405 to 3884 and encodes 1159 amino acids. Gene Ontology annotation, cellular component: cytoplasm.
UCUUUUUUUCCCUUUAUUAGAUCUGUUUCACGUUUGCGCUGCUUCGUUGCACUCACCCUUUCUCUCUCUCCAUUGGAGCGUACUCUCAAUUCUCCAUUGAAGCGGCUUGCGAGCUUUCUCUCCUCCAUUGAAGCGGCUUCUGAGGCAACUUUCUUUGAUUGGCUGGUUAUUUAGGUGGAGUUUCAAGUUAUAACAGCUUAAAGAACUUCGUAGUUCUGUUUGCUAAAGAAUUGGUUCUUUGCAUGUUAUGUUGGCUGGCUGGUAGUGGUUUUUCUUGAGGUCGAAUAUGUUGCAUUUUCUUGCUACUAUUUCUGUGCUGAAAUCCUCAUGGUAUUUUGGAAUGAGAUUGAAUACUUGUUGAUGACUUACGCUAAGAUAGAGUUCUGGAUACUUGAAAACUUACCAUGGAGCCUCAAAAUGAGUUUAAACAAAUGUACCACAAUUAUGUCGUAGCUGGUAAUGAAGAAGUUCAUCCUGUCUCCGAGAGGUUUAUGCAAGAUGCUACAAACUGCAUAAACAUGAACAUGAGACCUCCAGAGAGUAGUGCAUCAGAAGUCAAGCCAGUUCAUAAUUUUUCCAUACAGACAGGAGAGGAAUUUGCUCUUGAGUUUAUGCGUGACCGUGUCCACUCGCGCAAACCUGCUGUCUCAAAUGCAGUUAAUGAUCCACAUGGUGCUACAAGUUAUAUGGAUCUUAAAGGUAUUUUAGGCAUCAGGCAUACGGGGUCUGAAAGUGGGUCAGAUGUAUCUAUGCUUACACUAUCGGAAAAAGGCCCGAAAGAGUUUGAAAGAAAGAACCCAUCAUUUAAUGAGGGGAAAAUUACACAUGGGUCAAUGCAGACAAUGCGCCAGAAUUCCUCGGCUUAUGGAAGUAGUCGAGGUUUGCAUGGCUAUGCUUCAUCUGGAACAUCAGAUAGUUCAUCAACAAAGAUAAAGGUACUCUGCAGCUUUGGAGGUAAGAUUUUACCUCGUCCAAGUGAUGGGAGGCUUCGAUAUGUUGGGGGUGAGACACGUAUAAUUCGUAUAAACAAAGAUAUUUCUUGGCAGGAGCUUAAGCAGAAAACAUCUGCAAUGUUAGAUUGCCCUCAUACCAUUAAGUAUCAGCUUCCAGGGGAAGAUCUCGAUGCUCUGGUGUCAGUGUCAAGUGACGAGGAUCUGCAGAAUAUGAUGGAAGAGAGUAAUGUUUUGGGUAAUGGAGAAGCAAUGAAAAAACUCAGGCUAUUUCUGUUAACCUCAAGUGAUUUGGAGGAAGCUCAUUAUAGUUUGAGUGGCGGAGAUGUGGAUUCUGAGUUUCAGUAUGUUGUUGCUUUGAAUUGCAUGGAGAUGGGAAGUAGAAAACACUCAGGCAUGCAUGAUAUAGCAAGCUCUUCAGCGAAUGAUCUAGAUUCAUUAAUGGGCCAUAAUGCUGACAGGGGUAUUAACAAUGUAGCAGGUGCAGUUGGAGUAAGCAGUUCAUCUCAUGGUGGAGGUGCUGUCCCGUCAACAGGAAUACCACCUUCACAACCAAUUAUACCUGGAACUUCCAGCAGUCAUUUACCCCAUCCUCAUCAGUUUCAAGGACAAGCGAUUCACCUUGAAGAAUUUAAGGGGUAUCCACUGCACGGUGGUCAUGAUGUUCAUCCCUCUGCACACUUGACCCGGGAGGCAAGUAAUACUAUUACGUCACAGCAUGGAAUGUCAACACAUCUUCAGAAAACGAUAGAUGCUCAGGGUGACACAAAGGGUAAUCUUCCUACUGAAGAAGCAUCUGGAUCCACUUUCAACAAUGCUGUAGUGAAAGAUUUCUCAGAGUUACCACCAAAAGGUGAAAAAAGACACAGGGAACAUAGCCAGACCUCUCAGUCUGAUGCUGUGCAUUUACCACGUGUUUUAGAGCCAACCAAUCUUGAAAAUUUGCACCCUUUUGACUAUGAAUGUGCUUCUGAACAUGCUCACUCAGAACCUAAUUCGUUGAAUAUGAAUCACAAUGAACUUUCUGCAGCCUCAAGGCCUUAUCUCUCAGUGAACAUACCUAGGGAGCAGGGAGAGCUGCUGAGCCGGCUAACUAAGUCUGAUGACUCCCUUAAUGCUCAGUUUCUCAUGUCACAUUCACAUACUUCGGCAGGUCAGGAGGAUCCAGUCCCAAAGUCAUCUGGAAAAUCACAAAUUAUGAAUGCGGUGGCUGAGUCAGCCAUGCGUACUGACUCUAGAGUGGUUGACAGUGAAGGAGUUAAAUAUUCAGCAGAUAAAGACAGUGUAUCAACAGCACGUGAAGCUAAUCCAUUUGUUGAACAUAACUCGGAAACAUCUCUCCCAAACGAUAGUCAUAGGGGACACCUUGUUGAUAGAGGUGAAGUUGAGCAGGCACGUACUGAUGCUAGCAAACCAUCUAAUAGUGAGCAACAUGAUCGUGCUUCUACUCUCGCUGAGCACAAAAGAGCAGGUGGAGCUGGCCAAAAUUCCACCGGUAAUGUUGAUGAGAGUAUCCUUAUAGAUAUCAAUGACCGCUUUCCUCGUGAUUUGCUAUCAGAUAUGUUCUCGAAGGCUAUUUUAUCUGAGGAAUUAUCUAGCAUUAAUCUGCCGCAUGAUGGGGCUGGCUUGAGCAUGAAUAUUGAAAACCAUGAACCAAAGCAUUGGUCUUUCUUUCAAAAUCUGGCUAAGGAUGAUUUUCGGAAAGAUGUUUCUUUGAUGGAUCAGGAUCAUCCUAUUUAUUCAUCUGGACUUGCCAAAGUUGAUGGAGAAGGUCCUGGUGUUUACCAGUUUACACCUUUAUCAACAGAUGGGAUUUCUUCCAGUAAUGUUGAUUCCCACAUGUUUAGUGAAUAUGAUCGCAUAGAGUUGCCUGAUACUGCUUUGGCUGAUCAGGUAGUCUCUACAUCAGAUUAUAACCCCUCCUUGCAGCCAAAAUGUAGUGAAGCUGUCCAAUAUGAUGGUGUUGGGGCUCCAUACUCGGAUUAUGAGGAAGCUAAAAAUGAGACAAAGUAUGUUGGUCUUCCUCCCCUAGGGCCUCUUGUGGACUUUGACAUUAGCACCUUGCAGAUUAUAAAAAAUGAUGAUCUUGAAGAGCUUAGAGAACUGGGUUCAGGAACUUUUGGCACUGUGUAUCAUGGAAAAUGGAGGGGAACAGAUGUUGCUAUUAAGCGAAUAAAGAAAAGUUGUUUUACUGGUCGUUCAUCAGAGCAAGAAAGAUUGACUGUAGAGUUCUGGCAUGAAGCUGAAAUCCUCUCAAAGCUUCACCAUCCAAAUGUGGUGGCAUUUUAUGGCGUUGUUCAAGAUGGACCUGGAGGAACAUUAGCCACAGUUACAGAGUUUAUGGUUGAUGGUUCUUUGCGGCAUGUUCUUCUUAGGAAGGACAGGCAUCUGGACCGCCGCAAGCGACUGAUAAUUGCAAUGGAUGCUGCAUUUGGAAUGGAGUAUUUACAUUCAAAAAAUAUUGUGCAUUUUGAUUUGAAGUGUGACAAUUUGCUCGUAAAUUUGAAAGAUCCUUCACGGCCCAUUUGCAAGGUUGGUGAUUUUGGUCUAUCAAAAAUCAAGCGAAACACAUUGGUAUCUGGUGGAGUAAGAGGAACUCUACCAUGGAUGGCUCCUGAACUUUUAAAUGGAAGUAGCAGUAAGGUCUCCGAGAAGGUUGACGUGUUUUCUUUUGGAAUUGUACUAUGGGAAAUCCUCACUGGGGAAGAACCCUAUGCAAACAUGCAUUAUGGUGCCAUCAUAGGGGGAAUUGUGAAUAACACAUUGAGGCCUCCUAUUCCCAAUUAUUGUGAUCCCGAGUGGAGAGUGCUCAUGGAACAGUGCUGGGCUCCGAAUCCUUCGGCUCGGCCUUCAUUUACAGAAAUUGCGGGUAGAUUACGUUCAAUGGCUGCUGCAUGCCCAACUAAAUCUCCGGGUCCAAAAGCAUCUCACUAGUUUAUCAUCCAUUCGAUGCAGUUUUUUAUGGCAUAUAUCAAUAUUGAAAUAUAAAGCUUCUCUAAGUAAAUGUAUUUUACACACUUAAUUAUCAGCUCCCCUCAGUGUAUUUUCUGAAGCAGGAGCUAUAUAUUCGUAGAUACACCGUCAAUCUUGUCCUAAAUUUCAUAUUCACUUUGAUAAUUUGCAGAACCUCGAUCAUUUAUUUUGUACAGAAGUGUGGUUAAACUUGUGACAACUUUGCCAUUUUCAUAUGUAAUCUCCUUUGGCUAAGCACUUAUUGAUUAUCGAGUAUAUUCAA